Molecule: messenger RNA, 2127 nt
Organism: Trichechus manatus latirostris (Florida manatee)
Lineage: Eukaryota; Metazoa; Chordata; Mammalia; Sirenia; Trichechidae
Gene: SLC44A4
Product: solute carrier family 44 member 4
Exons: 21
Coding region: 1-2127 (708 amino acids)
Biological process (GO): choline transport; thiamine pyrophosphate transmembrane transport
Cellular component (GO): plasma membrane
Molecular function (GO): thiamine pyrophosphate transmembrane transporter activity
Source: RefSeq, a predicted model, not a curated record
AUGGGGCAGCGGGACAAGGAGGACGCCAAUGGUGAGGCUGGGGGGAAACCAGUCAAAUAUGACCCCUCCUUCCGAGGCCCCAUCAAGAACAGGGGCUGCACAGAUGUCAUCUGCUGUGUCCUCUUCCUGAUCUUCAUUUUGGGUUACAUCGUGGUGGGGAUCGUGGCCUGGGUGUAUGGAGACCCCCGGCAAGUCCUCUACCCCAGGAACUCAACCGGGGCCUACUGCGGGCUGGGGGAGAACAAAGACAAACCAUAUCUACUGUACUUCAACAUCUUCAGCUGCAUCCAGAAUACCAACCUCAUGACAGCUGUCACAAAUGACCUGCAGUGCCCCACUCCCCAGGUGUGUGUGUCCUCCUGCCCAGAGUCCUCAUGGACCAUGCAAGUGAUACAGGUCCCCCAGACAGUCGAGGAGGUCUUCUAUGCUUUAAAUAGAAAUUUUUGUCUGCCGGGGGUGCCCGGGAAUAUGUCGGUGCUCGAAAGCCUGCAGCAAGAGCUCUGCCCCAGUUUCCUUCUCCCCUCCAGUCCAGCUCUGGGACGCUGUUUUCCAUGGUCCAACAACACCCCGCCUGACCUCCCCGGGAUCACCAGCAACAUCUCCCAGGCGAUCAGUGGUCUUCUUGACACCCUCAAUGCCCGAGACAUCAGCGUUAAGAUCUUUGAAGAUUUUGCCCAAUCCUGGUAUUGGAUUCUUGGUGCCCUCGCUGUGGCUCUGGUCCUGAGCCUGCUGUUUAUCCUGCUUCUGCGCCUGGUGGCCGGGCCCCUGGUGCUGGUGCUAAUCCUGGGGGUGCUGGGAGUGCUGGCAUAUGGCAUCUACCACUGCUGGGAGGAGUACCGAGUGCUGCGGGACAAGGGAGCCUCCAUCACUCAGCUGUACUUCACCAACCUCAGCGCCUACAGCAGAGUGCAGGAAACCUGGCUAGCUGCCCUGAUUGUGCUGGCUGUGCUUGAAGGCAUCCUGCUGCUGAUGCUCAUCUUUCUGCGGCAACGGAUUCGAAUCGCCAUUGCUCUCCUGAAGGAGGCUAGCAAGGCUGUAGGACAGAUGCUGUCUACCAUGUUCUACCCGCUGGUCACCUUUAUCCUCCUGCUCAUCUGCAUUGCCUACUGGGCCAUGACUGCUCUGUACCUGGCCACAUCGGGGCAACCCCAGUAUGUCUUGUGGGCACCCAAUGCAAGCUUGCCUGGCUGUGAGGAAGUGUCAUUGAACAAGUCGUGCGAUCCCAUGGCCCGGCAGGUGAACUCCUCAUGUCCAGGGCUGAUGUGCAUCUUCCAGGGCUACUCGUCCACAGGCCUGGCACAGCGUACCCUCUUCAACCUGCAAAUCUAUGGAGUCCUGGGACUCUUCUGGACUCUCAACUGGGUACUUGCCCUGGGCCAGUGUGUCCUGGCUGGGGCCUUUGCCUCCUUCUACUGGGCCUUCAACAAGCCUCGGGACAUCCCCACCUUCCCCUUGGGUGCUGCCUUCAUCCGUACACUUCAUUACCACACUGGGUCUCUGGCCUUUGGAGCCCUCAUCCUGACCCUCGUGCAGAUGGCCCGGGUUGUUCUGGAAUACAUUGACCACAAGCUGAGAGGAGUCCAGAACCCUGUCGCCCGCUGCAUCAUGUGUUGCUUCAAGUGCUGCCUCUGGUGUCUGGAGAAGUUUAUCAAGUUCCUGAACCGCAACGCAUACAUCAUGAUCGCCGUCUAUGGGAAGAAUUUCUGCAUCUCAGCCAAAAACGCCUUCAUGCUGCUCAUGCGGAACAUCCUCAGGGUGAUCGUCCUGGAUAAAGUCACGGACCUGUUGCUGUUCUUUGGGAAGCUGCUGGUGGUUGGAGGCGUCGGGGUCCUGUCCUUCUUCUUUUUCUCUGGCCGCAUCCAGGGGCUGGGUAAGGACUUUGAGAACCCCCACCUCAACUAUUACUGGCUGCCCAUCAUGACCUCCAUCCUGGGGGCCUACUUCAUCGCCAGUGGUUUCUUCAGUGUUUUUAGCAUGUGUGUGGACACGCUCUUCCUCUGUUUCUUGGAAGACCUGGAGCGGAACGAUGGCUCUCUGGACCGACCCUACUACAUGUCCAAGGGCCUUCUGCAGAUUCUGGGCAAGAAGAACGAGGCGCCCCCGGCGGACAAGAAGAGGAAGAAGUAA